AUGUGUACGGAGGUACUAUCGGGACUGUGCCACAAAGCUCUCGAGAAUGGAUCACUACCAGGGGUAAAGGUAGCCCGCAACUGCCCGCCUAUAAACCAUCUACUCUUCGCAGAUGAUACCAUGUUCUUUGGUAAAUCAAACACGGCAAGCUGCGCCACACUGCUCUCUAUCCUAGACAGAUACGAGAAGGCAUCGGGACAGUGCAUCAACCGAGCAAAGUCUGCUAUAACCUUUUCCUCAAAGACCAACCAGGAGUGUAGAACCCGUGUGAAACGGGAACUGAACAUCAACAACGAAGGAGGAAUAGGGAAGUAUUUGGGGCUCCCGGAACACUUUGGUAGAAGGAAAAGAGACAUAUUUGCUUCGAUUGUAGACCGAAUAAGGCAAAGAGCUCAGAGCUGGACCAGCAGGUUUCUUUCGGGAGCUGGUAAAAUGGUGCUACUGAAAUCAGUCCUGGCCGCUAUGCCUACAUAUGCUGUGUUGUGCUUCAAACUACCGGUCUCUUUGUGUAAGCAGAUACAAUCGGUUCUCACCCGUUUCUGGUGGGACGUCAAACCAGAGCUCAGAAAGAUGAGCUGGAUAUCUUGGGAUAGAUUAACCUUCCCGAAAAGUGCAGGGGGCCUGGGUUUCAGAGAAAUCGAAGUCUUUAACGAUGCUCUCCUAGCAAAGCAUACAUGGCAAUUACUGAAAAACCCCACCUCCCUGCUAGGACAAACCCUGCUCAAUAAGUACUGUAAGGAUACAGACUUACUCACCUGCUCAGCGCCAAAUUCAUCAUCCCAUGGGUGGAGAGGGAUUUUGGCGGGACGAGAUGUUAUCAGGAAGGGUAUGGGCUGGAGCGUGGCCCCCAUAGGUCCUCCUACUGCUCAGAACCAAGACCUUAAAGUCAAGGACCUGUUGUUACCAGCCGCAGCAGGAUGGAAUGUUGAUGAGAUCAGACGACACUUACCUCAUCACGAGGAGCAGAUCAGGAAACUUAUCCCGUGUACUGAUCAAGAAGAUGAGCUCGUUUGGUUACUGGAAAAGUCAGGCUCUUACUCAACGAAAUCAGGGUACGCAUUGACUAAACUCCACAAGGGAAACCUAAAUGAUGUGUUCAAUUGGAAACGGUUUGUAUGGAACGUUGAGUGUUCUCCAAAGAUAAAACACUUCCUAUGGAAGCUGAAAAAUGAGGCGCUGGCUGUGGGAGACACAUUGAUCAGGAGAGGAAUGCAAGUUGAUGGCAGGAAAGUUUGGGACCUUGUCCCUGCUUUGGCGGUCCCUUCUCUUCAGAGCUGUAACUCAAUGGAGGACCUUUUAACAGCGUGUGCUCGACUGACUAACCUCCCUCCGACAGGGCUUGCAAAACCCUUGUAUCCUUGGAUUUUCUGGGUGUUGUGGACAAGCAGAAAUCAGCUGAGAUUCGAGGAUAAGUCUUUCUCAGAAACAGAGAUGUUGAACAAAGCCUUAAAAGCGGCAAAAGAGUGGCAGGCGUCCCUGCCGCAAAGAAAACAAUGCUCUGUUUCAUCUAAAGACUGUCAUGUCUCGAAAAAACUCCCGCUGGUUCCAGAUAAUGUGUCCAUGUUAUUCUCGGAUGCUGCUUGGAAUGCUUCUUCUCUUGCAGGUGGGCUUGGAUGUGUCUAUACAGACUCAAAAGGCAUAUGCUGCUUCGAAGGAAAUGACAACAGACGCUAUAUUGCCUCGGCUCUUGCAGCAGAAGCCUUGGCUUUGCGUGCAGGCCUCUUGCAGGCUGUCUCUACUGGCAUCAAGGAAGUGGUCUGUUUCUCAGACUCAAAAUGCCUUAUCGAUUUGAUCACAGGCCACAAAUCUGUGGUAGCUCUUAGAGGGAUACUCCAUGACAUCGGCGUGUUGAGUGCAUCCUUCACCUCUAUCUCUUUUGUGUUUAUUUCUAGAGUCUGUAAUGAGUCGGCCGAUAGGCUGGCAAAAAAUGCUCUGUUUCUUUUCACUAACACUCUCUUUGAGAGUGAGAACUCUAUUGUACGUUAA
Molecule: messenger RNA, 1986 nt
Organism: Brassica napus (rape)
Lineage: Eukaryota; Viridiplantae; Streptophyta; Magnoliopsida; Brassicales; Brassicaceae
Exons: 3
Coding region: 1-1986 (661 amino acids)
Molecular function (GO): nucleic acid binding; RNA-DNA hybrid ribonuclease activity
Source: RefSeq, a predicted model, not a curated record